Messenger RNA from Thrips palmi, 1877 nucleotides. It is a transcript of the gene Ald1, whose product is annotated as fructose-bisphosphate aldolase. Gene Ontology annotation, biological process: glycolytic process; fructose 1,6-bisphosphate metabolic process. Gene Ontology annotation, molecular function: fructose-bisphosphate aldolase activity. The coding region runs from base 8 to 1174 and encodes 388 amino acids. The transcript is spliced from 6 exons. NCBI's taxonomy places the organism in Eukaryota, Metazoa, Arthropoda, Insecta, Thysanoptera, Thripidae. Gene Ontology annotation, cellular component: cytosol. The record is from RefSeq and is a predicted model, not a curated record.
AUCCAAAAUGACGACCCACUUCAGCUACCCCGCCCCAGCCCUCCAGGAGGAGCUCAAGAAGAUCGCCCUGGCCAUCGUGGCCCCCGGCAAGGGCAUCCUGGCCGCCGAUGAGUCGACCGCCACCAUGGGCAAGCGCCUGCAGGACAUCGGCGUGGAGAACAACGACGAGAACCGUCGCAAGUACCGCCAGCUGCUCUUCACCACCGACCCCAAGAUCGGCGAGAACAUCUCCGGCGUGAUCCUGUUCCACGAGACCCUGUACCAGAAGGCCGACGACGGCACCCCCUACGUGGAGCUGCUCGCCAAGCGCAACAUCAUUCCCGGCAUCAAGGUCGACAAGGGCGUCGUCCCCCUCAUGGGCUCCGAGGACGAGUGCACCACCCAGGGUCUGGAUGACCUCGCCCAGAGGUGCGCCCAGUACAAGAAGGACGGCUGCCACUUCGCCAAGUGGCGUUGCGUCCUGAAGAUCACCAAGAACACCCCCUCCUACCAGGCCAUCCUGGAGAACGCCAACGUUCUCGCCCGGUAUGCCUCCAUCUGCCAGGCCAACCGCAUCGUGCCCAUCGUCGAGCCCGAGGUUCUCCCCGAUGGUGAUCACGACCUGGACCGCGCCCAGAAGGUGACCGAGACCGUCCUGGCCGCCGUGUACAAGGCCCUGAACGACCACCACGUCUUCUUGGAGGGCACCCUCCUCAAGCCCAACAUGGUCACCGCCGGCCAGUCCUGCCCCACCAAGUACUCCGCCCAGGACAUCGCGCGCGCCACCGUGACCGCCCUGAACCGCACCGUGCCCGCCGCCGUGGCUGGCAUCACCUUCCUGUCUGGUGGCCAGUCCGAGGAGGAGGCCUCCGUCAACCUGGACGCCAUCAACAAGUUCAACGGCAAGAAGCCAUGGCCCCUUACCUUCAGCUACGGCCGUGCCCUGCAGGCAUCCGUCCUCCGCGCAUGGGGAGGCAAGCCCGAGAACGUCGCUGCAGGCCAGAACGAGCUCCUGAAGCGUGCUAAGGCUAACGCCCUGGCUUGCCAAGGCAAAUACGAGGCUGGCACCAUCGGCUCUCUUCAGGGAGACAAGUCCAACUUUGCCAAUGGUGAAGCUGCUCUUGGCAAGUACGGCGGUGGUGUGGCUGGUGCCGCUGGCGACAGCUCCCUCUUCAUCAAGGAUCAUGCCUAUUAAGCAGCCCAUGCGUCUGCCAUACCAGUACUGUGGGUGUCUGCUGCUUUCCGGUACUUUGCAUCUACAACAGAACACUCUACAGUUUAACUUAUUGUGCUGAUAGUGCAAAAGUCUUUUGACUCAAACAAGCGUAAACUUAACUGUUCAGUGCGAGGAGCUGUAGUAAAAGGAAAAGUAGUUUCGGAAAUGCGUAGGAUUCUAGAUGUGAUCUUCUCCCGAUAUUUUAUUUCAUAAUAUUCAACUUACUAGUGUAAUUGAAUCCUAAAAUUAAUUGAAUAUUUCCAUUCUUACCUCUAUUGUCUCUCUCUAUCUCUCCUGUUUUGUUAAGUUUGUCUAGUUCAGAGCGAAGUUAUUUAAUUUCUGGUCCUAGUCCACUAGGUGGUGCCAUGUGCAAUGGACACACUUUUUAUUGUGAUGCUUAUCGAGGCAAAUGAAAUAAGUGUGGUAAAGUUGUAAAUUUCAUGUAAAUGAUAUUGUUUUUCUUGAGCAUAAACUGUACACUCCUGUUUUGGUUGCUCAUGAAGUAUUAUUUUUAUUGAUAAAUUUUGCCAUAUUGUUUGAGAGUGGAGUGCAGUAUUUUUGUUAUUGUGUAUUGUUGAUGUGUGUGCGGCUAGUCUUGUUGAUGGUUGUUUGACAUCAUACAUUCAUAUUUUACGUUGUAACGUACUUGACAAAGAUACAAUAAAGCCAAAAAUCCAAAUUU